This is a messenger RNA of Aspergillus tanneri, 1920 nucleotides long. RefSeq names its product mitochondrial glycerol-3-phosphate dehydrogenase. Gene Ontology annotation, cellular component: mitochondrion; glycerol-3-phosphate dehydrogenase (FAD) complex. The transcript has a single exon. Bases 1 to 1920 code for a protein of 639 amino acids. Lineage: Eukaryota; Fungi; Ascomycota; Eurotiomycetes; Eurotiales; Aspergillaceae. Gene Ontology annotation, biological process: glycerol-3-phosphate metabolic process. Gene Ontology annotation, molecular function: glycerol-3-phosphate dehydrogenase (quinone) activity. The record is from RefSeq and is a predicted model, not a curated record.
AUGAUAUACCGACCGUCAUCGCCUCGCUUCUGGCGACGGGCCACCGCGAUCGCUGCCGUGGCCGUCACAGGUUCGCUUACAUUCUAUGCACUACGCCCUCGUCGAUCGCACAAUGCUCUUCCCAGCGCUCCCUCCUCUCCCACAAUUCCCGCACUGUUCCCCCGAAUCCCUCAUCGAAGCGAACAACUCGCUGCAUUGCGACAGAGCGCGACGGACCCUAGUGCUGUAUACGAUCUUCUCGUCAUCGGCGGCGGUGCGACCGGCACUGGGAUCGCCCUGGAUGCCACCACGCGUGGUCUGAAAGUCGCCCUGGUCGAGCGCGACGACUUUGCCAGCGGUACCAGCAGUAAGAGCACGAAGCUUGUACACGGUGGGGUUCGGUACCUUGAGAAAGCCGUCAAGGAGCUAGAUUAUGAACAAUAUAAACUGGUGUGUUCAGCGCUCAAGGAGCGGCGGUACUUCUUAGACAUCGCGCCUCACCUGUCACAGGCGCUACCGCUGCUCCUGCCCGUUCGGCGGUGGUGGGAGGCGCCGUAUCUGUGGAUUGGCACGAAACUGUACGAUCUGCUGGCUGGGGCAGAGGGGUUGCAGAGCUCAUACUUUCUCCCGCGGGCUAAAGCGCUACAGGCGUUCCCAACACUGGACGCACGGCAGCUCGUCGGCGGUUUGGUGUACUACGACGGACAGCACAACGAUGCGCGGAUGAACGUGACCCUAGCCAUGACAGCUGUAGUGUACGGCGCGACGGUGUUGAAUCACGCCGAGGUGACCAGGCUAGAGAAGGAUGCCCAGGGCAAGAUCUGCGGAGUGCGCGUGUGUGAUAGAACCUCAAACGGGGGCGACGACGAUGAGUUCCUGGUACGAGCGCGCGGUGUUAUUAACGCGACAGGGCCGUUCGCUGACGCAAUCCAUCAACUGGACGAGCCUUCAACACACAAGAACAUCGUAAUGCCCAGCAGUGGGGUGCAUAUCGUGCUGCCGGAAAGCGUAGGCCCCAAGGAUGUCGGCCUGAUCGACCAAUCCUCGGACGGCCGCGUCGUCUUCCUCUUACCAUGGGAGGGCAAGAUGAUAGCAGGAACCACCGACAGGGCCUGCGAUAUUAACCCCAACCCCGUCCCCGAGGAGGAGGAUGUGAGCUGGAUCCUCAAAGAGCUGAACAGCACCUUAUCACCAGAGAAAAACGUACAACGCUCCGAUGUCCUGGCGACAUGGUCUGGAAUCCGCCCUCUCGUUCGUGAUCCCUCCUCCGCGGCCGACAACACAGAAGCCCUCACCCGCAGCCACCUCCUGACCGUCUCCAACUCGGGCCUCCUUACCUGCGUCGGUGGAAAAUGGACCACCUUCCGUGAAAUGGCCGAAGACGCCGUGAACACCGCAAUUGACGUGUUCCACUUAACGCCUCAGCCCCAAUCGAGGAAUCCCCCCAACAUCGCCGGCGUUGCGACCAUCAAUAAUACAGACGGAGAACCCCCCAAUGGCUCCUGCCAGACGCGUAACCUCAAACUUAUUGGCACGCAUGGCUACUCAUCGACCCUCUCCGCAGACCUUACCCGCUCCUUCCAGCUUCCACCAGAUGUAUCUUACCACCUCGCGCAAUCUUACGGCGAUCGCUCCUGGGAAGUCGCCUCUCUCUCUUCCCACCGCAUCGCUGGCGAUGCCUACCCCUACCUUGAUGGGGAGGUCCGCUUCGCCGUGCGCAGCGAGUACGCCCAGACCGCGGCGGAUGUCCUGGCUCGACGAACGCGCUUGGCGUUUUUGGACGUCCAGGCCGCGGUGAAAGCUCUACCAGAUGUGAUUGAUAUCAUGGCGGAGGAGUUGGGGUGGGGGGAAGGUCGGAGACAGGCUGAGUUUACAGCGACUGUAAGGUUUCUGCGGUCAAUGGGGUUGACGGAGGAGGAGGCAGGUGCGUUGUUAUCAUGA